Molecule: messenger RNA, 703 nt
Organism: Geodia barretti
Lineage: Eukaryota; Metazoa; Porifera; Demospongiae; Tetractinellida; Geodiidae
Source: the annotation of a GenBank genome assembly
AUAUAUAUUUAUACUGACUGAUAGUUACGUGUACAUACGUAGGAAAUAUUAAUAAUGUAUGUAAUUUGUAUCUAUAAUCAUACUGAGUGGUGGUUGCCUAGGAUACGUAUCAUCGAGGGUCGUACAGUGCUCACAUUCCCAAGACGAAGCGGUACCAGAGACUGAGGAUCAGGAAACCUCUAAGGAGAAGAAAGCGGAGGUCAGAGAAGAUCCAUAUUUCGGAUGACGGCUACACCUCAGACCCAGGCCCAAUGCCAGAGGACCAUGGGCCUGACGAGGCCUCUCUCCCACCUGGUGCCACACUCCAACCUGGGGACAUGGAUGAAGAUGAGAAACAGAAAGAGUGCAGACAGAUAAGAGGGGCACGGUCAAGGGGCGGAGUCUCGACUCAACCGGCAGCGACGAGAAAUCCAGAGAAAGCUGGAAAAGACGCGGACGCAGCUGGCCCAAGAGAAGAAAGACUACCGCGAGACGCAAACCUCGUUACUGCAGGAUUUGGAGGUCACUACCAGCGAAAAGACCCACACGAGACUAAGGAACAGAGUUCAGAGGGACCACAUUAAGGCCAUCGAACAGAACCUGAGGAAGAUUGACAAGUACCAGAAGGGCAUCGCCACACUGCAGGAGGGCGGGGCCAAAGAGGGACUCAGGGGAAAGAUAGAAGGAGGCCUAAAGGCACCUUUCGCGUAAGUCGUUCUUUUUU